Trypanosoma theileri is the source of this 783-nucleotide messenger RNA. RefSeq names its product sucraseferredoxin-like family protein. The coding region runs from base 1 to 783 and encodes 260 amino acids. The record is from RefSeq and is a predicted model, not a curated record. The transcript has a single exon. Lineage: Eukaryota; Euglenozoa; Kinetoplastea; Trypanosomatida; Trypanosomatidae.
AUGAACUCCAUCGAGAAUUCCCAUGAUGCCAUCAUCUCGCGUCUCUCGCAAGAUACUCUGCGGGAUAUUGAAGGUCUUGAUCCUUCACAGUUUGGCUUUGGGAGAAGUGAGUGCUGUGGACCUGUACCGGAGAAGCUACCUGGCAGUAUGAAGUUUUCAGAGCAUAUUUUUCUUGCUACUGACCUGCCAGCAACACAGUGGAAACCGCAUACAGAGAACGUAGAAGGAUACUCAGCAAUGGAAAGUGCUGUAAAGGCAGAAGGGGAAGGCAUGAAAUUAACUGUUUACCACCGACCUGGUCCAGAUGCAUGUGUGCUGAGAUUUAAAUACAAUGAAUCCCUUCAAUCUAUUUUGAUAACACAGUACAACUGUAUUACAGAAGGAGAACUCCCUUGGAAUUCUAAAGGAAGUAUUAGUUGUGAUCGUUCAAAUGAAACAUUUGUAUUUGUUUGUUCUCAUCGUUCUCGUGACGAUCGUUGUGGUUACUGCGGAGCUGUUUUGGUAGAUCUUUUACGUCAAUCUAUAAAAGCUAAGAAGAAUAAUGAUGAGUCCAUUCAUGUAUACCCAUGUUCCCAUGUUGGUGGGCACAUAUAUGCUGGUAAUGUACUAGUGUACACGAAAAAAGGUGGUGUUUGUUUUGGUUGUUUUACCCCUGCUGAUGUCGAUACUCUUGUGGAUUUCCUUGUUAAUGGUGGUAGUGGGAGCAUACCUUCAUCAUUGGCAUCUCGUAUUCGUGGAAGCAUAGGUUUCACGGAGAAUAACUCAAAAUGCUCUCUCAUGUGA